AUGGUCAUUCAACAGGGUCUAUACCGCAUCUUUCGCCUUCUUCGAGGCUCUCUGGGAGUCACGCAUGUCUUCGUCAAUCUGGGAUCCGACCAUCCCUCCAUUCUGGAGGCCAUGGCGAGGGGCCAAAAGGAGAAGAAGGAGGAUGAGUUUCCCCAGAUCAUUACUUGUCCGAAUGAGAUGGUUGCGCUCUCCAUGGCAGACGGCUAUGCCAGACUCACGGGGAAGCCGCAGUGCGUGAUUGUGCAUGUCGAUGUUGGUACGCAGGGCCUUGCGGCGGCCGUGCAUAACGCCUCAUGCGGUCGGGCGCCGGUUUUGAUCUUUGCGGGUUUAUCGCCCUUCACGAUUGAAGGGGAAAUGCGCGGUUCGCGGACAGAAUACAUCCAUUGGAUCCAGGAUGUACCGGACCAGAAACAGAUUGUUGCACAGUACUGUCGGUAUACGGGUGAAAUCAAGUCGGGGAAGAAUGUGAAACAGAUGGUUAAUCGCGCGCUUCAGUUUGCGACUAGUGACCCCAAGGGACCGGUGUAUCUGGUUGGUGCGAGGGAGAUCAUGGAAGAGGACAUUGAACCGUACAAACUCAACCAGAGUGUCUGGAAGCCCGUGUCGCCUGCCGCUUUGCCGUCUGAGGGUGUUGAGUUGAUUGCGUCGGAGCUUGUUGCGGCUAAAGAACCAUUGCUCAUCACAGGCUAUUCCGGUCGAGAGGUACAGGCUGUGAAAGAGCUGGUUACCCUGGCAGAUUUGAUUACUGGACUCCGUGUCUUGGACACCGGUGGCAGUGACAUGUGCUUCCCUGCGGAUCACCCGGCGUGGCUAGGGCUGCGUUAUGGCUCCCAUGAGGCUGUCGAGACCGCCGAUUUUAUUCUGGUCGUCGACUGUGACGUUCCCUGGAUACCGACGCAGGGCAAGCCUUCCGAAUCGGCUAAAGUCAUCCAUAUUGACGUCGACCCGCUCAAGCAACAGAUUCCCGUCUUCUACAUUCCCUCCAUCGCGACUUUCCGAGUAGAUUCGGCGACCGCACUGAAGCAGAUCAACGAGUACAUCUCGUCGAGCCAGUCAUUGAAGAAGAUUGCCACUUCCAAGGAGUUUGCAUUCCGUUCUGAACGUCGUAAGGAGGACUACAACAAGAGACGGCAAGGCAUUGCCGACCUUGCCAUCACACCCUCGGGAGGCGACCGGGCCUUCCUCAACGUAUCGUACCUCAUGUCGCAGGUCCGAAAACGGUGUCCUGCAGAUACCAUCUGGGCCAUUGAAGCCGUCACCCUGACGCAUUUCGUCGCAGAUCAGAUAGCCGCUACACUGCCCAAGUCUUUCAUCAACUGCGGCGGCGGCGGUCUGGGAUGGUCUGGCGGCGGUGCACUCGGCAUUAAACUUGCAUCGGACGCUGAAAAUGGCGGGCCUGGCAAGGGGAAAUUCGUGUGUCAGAUCGUGGGUGACGGAACCUACCUCUUCUCCGUGCCUGGUUCCGUGUACUGGAUAUCGCGCCGGUACAAGAUCCCGGUGUUGACCAUUGUCUUGAAUAACAAGGGGUGGAACGCGCCGCGACGCAGCAUGCUACUGGUCCAUCCCUCUGGAUAUGGCUCGCAGGCUAGUAAUGAGGAGCUCAAUAUUUCUUUCUCCCCGACCCCGGAUUAUGCGGGUAUAGCUAAGGCGGCUGCUGGGGGAGAGUUGUGGGCGGGUCGCGCAGGAACUGUUGGGGAACUGAGCAAGCUAUUGCCCGAGGCGAUCCAGAGCGUGCUCAGUGGGAAGGGGGCUGUCUUGGAGGCGCAGCUUGACGGUACAGAUGGGAAGUAUGCACCUAGGUAGAGUGAGGCCUACAUGUACUAUGUAGUAUGUACCAUGCUGUAGAGAUUGUAGAUGACGGUCCCUGCAGGGAAAUUACAGCCGAUGUCGGCAGUAGCCGACCUUAGCCUUAUCUAUGCGCGUCUUCAAUCCCGAGCAUCGCAUUAUUUUUAUGAUAGAUGAUAGCUGUUCCUGUCAACAGGACACUGUUGACAAUG
This is a messenger RNA of Monascus purpureus, 1997 nucleotides long. The record is from the annotation of a GenBank genome assembly. Lineage: Eukaryota; Fungi; Ascomycota; Eurotiomycetes; Eurotiales; Aspergillaceae.